Tetrahymena thermophila SB210 is the source of this 2127-nucleotide messenger RNA. RefSeq lists its product as hypothetical. The transcript has 2 exons. The record is from RefSeq and is a predicted model, not a curated record. Lineage: Eukaryota; Ciliophora; Oligohymenophorea; Hymenostomatida; Tetrahymenidae.
AAAUAGAUAAUAAAAAUAUCAUAUAAAAAAAAACAUUUGUUAGUAUGAAAAUCAAAAUUUUGAAAUAUAUUUUAACUCACAUGACUAUGUAUUUUAUAAUCAAACAAUGUGUUUGGUUAUAUAAUUCAUAAAUAAGAAUGCCUUUUAAAGAACAAAUGGAGCUAUUAUCAAACUAUUUAAGUGAAAAUAGGUACAAAGAGUCUAAACCUUUUUAAAUAUUUCCAUUCUAGUUUAAUUAAGAGAAAGGCUUGUAUGCAUCAUAUGUAAUUUUAAAUAUAAUGGAUAAAAGAAACUCUUACAUUGACCAUUUAGUGAGGACUCAAAUUGGAAUUGACGAUAAUAAUUACUUUGUGACUAAUUGUGUUUUACUUAACUUACUAGAUUGUGUUAAUUUAGGUACCUAUGAAUUUAACGAGAAUGAACUUGAAGAAACUAUUGACACAUUACUCGAAUUUAAAGACAAAAACCGAGGAAAUAUUCCUUCUGCUACUUUUUACAAAUAAAUAUUUGUAAAAGAAACAAACACAUGGUCGCAGUAUGGCACAAAUUUACUCAAGGUUUCUGACUUCACAAAAUUGUUUCCUGAUAUUCUAAGAAAAUUUUUGAAUUAUAUUGGAUUAAGUUUUAUAAAUCUGUUACAAAGGUUAUCUACGAUUCUCCACCUACCCACAGAUUCAGAUGAUGGCUCUUAAAAUUAAGUACUUGGCAUUUAAUUGAUGACCUCACCAAAAAUAAAACAAUCUAUUAAGGAUAAAUGGCUGUCUAAAAAUUACAAAUUCAAAGAGUAUUUCGAUCUCUUAAAAAGGUACUCAUAUUAUCCACUUGAUAAAUCUAACUCUUCUAGUAGUAUGAUUGACCCUAGGAGCUACUUUGCAUUUCAUGAAUAUUUAGAAAAACUACCCUAAAUGAACAUUACAUAAUUUGGGUUGUUUACUACUUGGCUACUUAACAUUGAAGAUUAAGUUGAAGGGGUUGUCUAAAUUCCAUUUAAUGUUAACUUAAUAGAUCUUACUGUUAUGAAUAACAUCAUUUUUUCACUAAAUUAACUGAUAAUUUAUGGCAACUAAACUAUGAUAGAUUAGGUUUUCGAUGAUACACUGACAAUGUUAUACCUUAAUUCAACUAGCUUCCUCGCUGCUCAAGCUUACUCUGGUGUUAUUGACAAGCAUAUAGAUAUAUCCAAUCCAUACUACCCUUCAAGGUAUAUAUUCUAUCUCUAAGCUUCAAAAAAUUUAUAUCUCUUAAAUUCUAACUUCGACAAACUCAAUGAAAAUGCGAAAGAAGUUGCAAAGAUUUAUAGUAAAAUGCUAAAAACAAAUGGCACUUAAUUCAUCUUAAAUACUGCUUAAGUAAGAUAUAACGGUGAUUUGUAUUGGGAGGACUUCCUUGGUAUCUAUGCUAACAAAUCAUACCAUGAGGACGCUACAUUUACUACUGUAUUAUCACUAAGUACUCUAAUCAAUACAUGGACUACAGCAAAAUUAGAUAAGAAGGGAAAUGUGAGACUAUACUUUGAUCCUAAAACUCCUAAAAAUGUUACAGAUACUAUUGAAAAAGGAAUGAAAACUGUUACUAAGUUUGGAUUCUUUUAAAAUAGCAAUUUGAAUCCCUUUUACAGCAUUACUUUAAAAACAUAUACUUCAUAAUUUUACUACCCUAUGAAUGUUCACAGAUAUUUAAACGGAACAUAAUUUAAUCCUCAUAUUGGAAAUCAAGAUUUAGUAAAUCAAAUAGUUGCUGUUGAUGGAAUCAUAGACUCAGAUGAAUAUGAUUAAUUACUAAAAUAAAAAUGGUUUUCGCAUAACACAUAAGAAGAUUUCACAGGAUUUAAUGUCCCAAGGCAAUAAUUUGCUUUAUGGAGCUCAGAUUCAAUAACUAUCAGUUUUGGUAUGAGUCUUUUGUCUAAGUAUCAUUGCAUAGAUCGUUCUUCACUUAACCAAUCUAAUUGAUUUAGUUAUUAUAAAUUUAUAUAAUUAGAAGUUUUAUAUUCUUACUUGUUGCACAUUAGCAUUAUAUCACUUAAAUCUGAUUAAAUCUUAAUAAAUAAAAAAAUAAAUGUUUUGCAAUUUCUUAUACAAUCAGAUUAAGUUACUUAAAUUAAAAUUAUUAAAUUUCGAAAAAUUAGAC